Messenger RNA from Anolis sagrei ordinatus, 2830 nucleotides. The record is from RefSeq and is a predicted model, not a curated record. NCBI's taxonomy places the organism in Eukaryota, Metazoa, Chordata, Lepidosauria, Squamata, Anolidae.
AAACUUUCCAGGCGCAGUGUGCACUUCCGAGUACCGCCGGUAGGGGGAGCCGCCUCAUGCGGAGAAAGAUGCACUGGCCGCAAUGCGCAGGCGCGAAGAGGAGCGGGACGCGAGGGAAAACAUGAGCCGGAGAGGCGCUGCCAGUGAUCUCUCUCUGCUGCUAACGCUGCUCCUGUUCUCCUGCUCCUCCGAGGAAGAGAAGGAGCCGGAGUUACUCUCCGAUGUGUGUGCUACAUGCCAUGCGAAUGCCACGUGCCAGCAAAAGGAGGGCAAAAAUGUCUGUAUUUGUAAUUACGGAUUUGUGGGCAAUGGACGAACAUACUGUCAAGACAAAGAUGAAUGCCAAAUUGGGACAGAGAAGAUUUGUGGCAACCAUACUUCGUGCCACAAUACAUAUGGAAGCUUUUAUUGUGUUUGCCUUGAGGGUUUCCAGGCUUCUAGUAAAAACAAGAUAUUUAUUCCCAAUGAUGGCACAAACUGUGUAGAUAUUGAUGAGUGCGAAGUCUCGGACAUCUGUGGUCCCGGAGGGAACUGUGUGAAUACUGUGGGAAGCUAUGAGUGCUAUUGCAUGGAGGGAUACCAAGUAGAAAAUGGAUCUGAGCCAUUUCAUUCAGCUGCAUCAGAGGCUUCAUGCAAAGAGGUGGAUUGUGGAAUCCCACCUUCUUUUCCAAAGGCAUAUGCAGAGCCUCUGAAUAAAACGACUUUUGGAAACAGAGUCACUUAUAUCUGUCAGCCUGGUUAUGGCAUCGAAAGUGGAAACCAGACUUCAGUUUGCAAUGCCAGAGGACAAUGGGAAGGAGCUGAUAUUGUGUGCAAAGAAAUAAACUGUGGGAAGCCACCACAGCUUCAAAACGCAGACAUCAUCUGGGAUUUUUCCACCACUUUAGGAAGCACAAUAUACUAUCAAUGCAGGAAAGGGUUUCAGUACCUUGGCGAACGCAAUUUUUCACAAUGCACCAUAUCUCGGAAGUGGGAAAACAUCACUUUUGAAUGCAGAGCAAUAACCUGUGGACCACCGCCUGUCAUACCUGACUCAGACCUGAUAUGGAAUGGAAUGUCUCGGCUACAAAGCGUUGCAGAAUACAAAUGUCGAAAGGGUUACUACCCCAAAGGCAUAAAGAGCCAUUCGUUCUGCACCGAAAAUGGAACAUGGGAAAUUUUGGAUCUAAGAUGUGAAAAAGUCCAGGCGUUUGCUGAUGUUAACAUCAAUGGCUCUUGUUUGUCAUGGAAGAGGCAUUAUGGAAAUGGGGGAGUGAAUGAAACCUAUCAACUUACUAUGAGGACUCUGGGGAAUGGGUUAAACAAAACAACAGAUAUGUUGAUUGUCCCUCCUGCAACUGAUGAAACCGUAAAGGUGUGUUUGGAGCUGCAUCAGGAUGCAAAUUACACUGUGAAAAUCUAUGCAAAAUCCGCCAAAUGGAAUUUAACAGUCAGAAUAAUGCAACCAGUAGUUGAAAAGAAAGUUGUAUUCAGCAACAUCUCUGUAUUUAAUGACACAUGUGUUAAAUGGACCAGAGCAACAGGAAGAGCACAGUCUGAGGAAACCUAUAUAUUUCACAUACAAGGGCUGCGCUGGUAUCAGAAACAAUUCUGUCAUACGAUGACUCUUAAUUUCACCACAAAUUCUCCGACACCAGAAGUGUGCCUUCGUUUGCCUCCAGGGAGCAAUUACACUGUCAACAUCUCCACAGCAAAUCUGGAUCACAGAGUCCUAGUCUACAUGACAACCCAGAUCACUGACCCACAAUCGCCAGAAAUAGAAUUCAUGUCAGUCCAAGGUUCUCCACCACUGUUACAUCUGAGGAAAGCAGAAGAAAGAAAUGGACCCAUAAGUUCUUACCAAGCCAUAGUGAUUCCUUGGAGCCCACGGUGCAGUUUUAAUUGUUAUUCCUUGACUAGUCUAACCUACUUUGGCAAAGGCACUGACUCAGAAGGUUACGUGGCAGCCGAAUUCCCAGCCCAGGUCGUGGAUGACGAAGUGCUGAAGUUUGUCCUUGGAGACAGGCUCUACUACGGGGAAUAUUACAACGCUCCCUUGAAACAAGGGAAAAACUACUGUGUCAUACUGAGGACUGUCAGUGAGUGGAGUGGGGUGAGAACACAAUCCUGCGUGACCUGGGCCCAAAUAAAAGAUUUAUCAUCCCCACCCCAGCAUUUGACUGUUGUCAUAUUAGGGUCAAUUGCUGCAUUCUGCACCAUCUUGCUACUUCUGUUUUGUACAGCGUGUGCAGCAGUACCCACAUCUCCAGAUGAGCUGAUUGAAAAACCAUUUUCCAGUAAGAAUGGAACUUCUCUGCCAUCAUCAGAGUAUUAUAUCAUCUUCUCCAGGAAUUCAGACUCCCUUGUUGGAAAUUGGGAUAAAUCACCUUCCUUAUCUCAGCUGCCUUGACCUUCCAAGUUCUGUUGAAGGUUUUCAUGGCCAGAAUCACUGGGUUGUUGUAGGUUUUUUGGGCUGUAUGGCCUUGUUUUUAAAAUUUUAGCUUUGAAUGUGGCCCUUCCCAGUGAAAUUCUCUGUUUUUGAUUGCUUGUUUUAUAUUGUCUGCGUAGUUUAUUUUAUUUCUUUGCAUUUUAUGUAUUUUAUUUCUGGUAUUGUCAUGUGUUUUUAUUAUAAUGUAUGUAUGGGUACUGAUGGCGUGGCCUCGUUUAAGCCGCACCGAGUCCCCUUGGGGGAGAUGGAGCGGGGUAUAAAUAAAGGUUUUUUAUUAUUUAUUAUUAUUAUUGUUCUAGAAGCAUUCUUUCCUAAUGUUUAGCCUGCAUCUGUGGCAGAUUCUCAGAGGUUGUGAGGUCACCCGAAAAAUCUACAACAACCCACUUCCAAGUUCCACUUGAA